Messenger RNA from Tetrahymena thermophila SB210, 1083 nucleotides. Its product is annotated as transmembrane protein, putative. NCBI's taxonomy places the organism in Eukaryota, Ciliophora, Oligohymenophorea, Hymenostomatida, Tetrahymenidae. The transcript has a single exon. The record is from RefSeq and is a predicted model, not a curated record.
AUGAAUAGUCAACUUAAUUAACGCAAGGAUAGUGAUGAGGAAGGGACAAAUUUAGAUAUAUUAGAAUUAAGGAAUAACAAGAUUCCUAAAGUUUUGAUGGUAUUCAUGUAUAUUUUAGGAUUUAUUAGUAUAAUUCUGAUAAGCAUUUCAUUUGGAUGCAUGCUGUUCAACCCUGUUAAUGAGUAGGAAUAUCUAAAUAAUAUAAAAUUGUAAGAAUCUAUUUAAUUAUGGGCAAAUACUGAAAUGGCUGAGGAGUUUAAAUCUUAUAAAUUUGAAUUAGUUGUAAAAUCAUUUUCUAAAGAAAGGAAGCUAGAGAAAAUCCCUUUUUAAACUGCUGACAAGAGAUUUAACUUGACAGUGUCUCCUGGAUAUUUUGAAAAAUAGUUCAAAAACAAUGAAUAUUUAUUUGGUGUUUUUGAUUUUGAAUACUUUAAUGUUCCUUUAGGAGAUUCAGCAUAAUAUUGCUUACAGAUAAAAUAUUAUGAUAAAGUUAAAAAGGUUAUUUAUCAUAAGUCUAGCUAUUCAUCACUCUAAAAAGAGCCUUAAUGCUCUUUAAUGUCUAGUAAUAAGUAUGAUAAAGUAGAUGCAACAGGAAUCAAGAUCUCCCCAUGGAAAUAAAUAAAAACUGAAUGUAGUGAAUGUGUUUGCACGCAGGGAAUCAAAUAAAUAAUUGACGGAUAGCAGUUUUGCUUUCAAUAUGAAGUGUUAACUUAAGUUUGCAUUGUAGUUCAAAUUACUCCUAAAAAAUAAGUAGAAUAUUUAAGAGGCUGCUAUAAAAACAAUGUUUAUUAAGUAUUUAGAGCUGCCUAAGUUCAAGAAAAUUUAUCUUUUGAAGAUUUGACUUUAGAGAUAAGAGAAGUUUAGGAUCCAUAUAUAACGGCUCUUAGUCUUUCUUAGAAUGACAUUCCAAUCAAAUUUGAAAAUGCUAAUUUCCCCUCCAUAAUUAGACUCUUGUUUGAAAUAGGUUUCGGAAUUCUCGUUUUCACAAUCAUGCUAAAUUUAGCAUAUAAGGCAAACAGGUCUCCAAGUGCAAACAGAAGACGCACAAGAAUAACUUCAAUUAUUUAUUUAAAAGACUAAUGA